AGUCGAGGAAAUUGACCACAGCGUGUUCUCUUGUUUCCGUACGAAAAACUAUGCAUAUAUGCUAAACGAAUUGUUUUUUUUGUCUUGUGAAGUCUCUUUUGUGAUUCGUGUCGUCUGCAUUUUGCGCCCUUUCCGACGUUUUGGGAUAUUGAAAAAUUGUCUCGGAAAUUUCGCCUACGGUUUUGUCCCUUUGUUUGUCACCAUUUGUUGUUGUUGCAGCUUUGCGACUGAUAAGGCACGUUCUGUUCACUCUUUUAUGACCACGCCAAAGAAAUGUGUACGAACUAUUUCUUAAACAUGCAUGCCACACAUGAGCAUAUCCACAUUUGCAGUAUUUCCUGUGCUAAUCGAAAUUUUGUUGUCAGGUGUUUGCCACUUUUUUGGGCCUUUCUCCUAAAAUUUCCCACACUUGGGAACUCUGAUUUCCAUUGUUGUUUAUUUGACAAGUCGAAUUCUUUGCCUGUGAGCUUGGCACGUUCAAGUUAUUUAUUCUGCUUUAAAACUUGGUAGAUGACGUGCAUCAGGAAGAUGUUGGGUGUGGUCAUGAACUGCGCUUUAAAAUAUGAUUUUAUGGUAAAAAGAAAUUCAUUGAACUAUUUCUUAGUUGGGAUAAGACUUAUUUGCAUUUAUAUACACAGCUUGAGUACUAUUUAUAAACUAUUUGAGCAAUGGGUAUCUGAUAGUCGCGACUCAGGACUAUACACACAUUGUAUACUAUUAAUACAUAGUAAUUAGAAAUUCUAUUAAUUUUACACGGCUUCAAUUCACAUCUCAUGCUCAGUUUAUUACAUGUUUUUGAUAUUUGAGUAUUGAUUUCAUAAACAAAUUUAUAAGGUAACAUCUGUUAUUUUUAUCUAGACUUCCCAUCACAAACCCGAUCGACUUUUCUUGAUUGAAUAUAAAUGUAGCUUGCAUGCGUAGCUUUAAUUAAUACUCAUAGUUGAGCUAUAAAUAAUAACUUAAUAACAGUGGAAAGAGCAAAACAGCUGAUGCCUUGACUAUCAAUACCACAUGCACUUGUGAAUUUAAACUUGUAUGUUUGAGAAGAUUCUUAAUCAAUAGCAAAAAGCGCUUCAACUUGGCGAAAAAAAAGCAACAAAGAAUGCAACAGUUCUGCGUCGUCACAUUAUCUAAAAAAAAAAAAUGAAAAACAGACCAAGAGGAGCAGAGGAAAAGCGCGAGAGCGAAUGGGGAAAAUGGAAAAGAUGCAGCCACAAAGGAAAACUUCUCGAAAAUUAUUUUAGUUGCCCAAGUCGAGUGCAGUCGUGUGGAAGUGAAAGAGAAGCCACAAAAUACAAAAAACAGAAAAACCGAAAGACAGCAGGCAAAAAAAGGAAGUGUUAAAUACACUUUCCAUAAUUAUCCCUCAUAGUCGUGAUUAAUCUUGGUUAUUCAAAAAUUUCGGAGUUUCCGUACUUUUCGCCACUUUACAGGCCAAGAUCUAAUGAGAUUGGGGUUGUGCAAUGCGUGACUGCUGAUUAUAUAAGUCGCACAAUUGGCCAAAGUUCAGGCAUUCAACUAGUUCGUUCCUUCAAUUUUGAAUAGAAAGUUCGAAAGUAAGCGAGUUUCAGGUUGUGUCGAAAAGCCGGCAAAAGUCGAGUAAUAUUUUUGCACGGUCGGAAUUUUGACAGGCAAACGCAAACAAGCAAUCGGGAAAAAGAGCAACUAAAACUUUCGCAGCGCUACAAAAAAUAAAAAAAAAGAGCAACAUAAAAGUGGAAAGGUAGAAUAGAAAAGCAAGAGUGCCGCCGGCAAGAGUGCGAAUUUAUAAAUAAAACCAGCGGAUAAGGAGGAAGAGAUCCGGUAUCUCUUCGCCAGAGAACGGGUAAACAAAGCGAUGCCGGAACCACUGGGUCUGCUAUGGUCCGUGCCGGAGUCCAAGUCAAAGGCGCCCAUCAUCAAGGUGUCCUGCGGCAUCGGCGAUACGGACGGCUAUCCCGCCUUCGAUGUCGACUCCGAUGCGUACGCCACCAAGGACGACAGCCGGUGGGGAUUCCUCAUCACCGGCGGAGCCGAGUUCCAUAUGCCGCUGACAGUCUUCCAGGUUACCCCCAACGGCCUGGCCGACAAAGCGGGCAUUCGCCUGGGCGACAUCAUACUCGAGAUCAACGAGGAGGACGCCUCGCAGCUGACGCUGUCCCAGGCCCACGAGAAAAUCAACUCGACACCCAAGAAGAUACAUUUCCUGCUGCGCAACAUGGAGGAAGACGAUCCCAUGGGCCAGUUUGAGGCUGGAGAGGAAAAGUCGAUUGUGAUGCGGGUACCAAAACCUUUGCCGCCGCCAAGUGGACGCAUACGAGCCAGCUCCAUCGAGAUGCGUCUGCUGGAGAUGCAGCGAAAGUUGUCAGCCAUUGCCGAAAUACCCAAAAUCCUGUGCUCAACUUUGGCCACCGUGUCGCAGAAUUUUGGCCGGAUGAGUGAAUCGGAGGUGGAUGAGGAUGACGUCGAGGAGGAGGCCUAUGUGCAGCGGAAGUUCUCCUACGACGAGGAUGCCCUUGACUUUGAGCUGAGGAACGGGGAACAGGCAGGUGACACUGACAGUGACGGGGAAGAUUUGGUGCUGGUUCGGGAGGAGGAUGCUGAGCACGUGGAUGUACCGAAAGGUGCCAAGCAAUCAAAGCUGCUGAAGGAUGUCACGCCGGAAUCGGAUUAUGCAUCGGAAGCCAAUUAUCCGGCAAAUGAGGCAAGCGAUGACACGGAAUCCGACGAUGAGGAUGAGCCCGGCAGCACGGUGUAUUUUAUGAAACUGCCAGCGGCCGCCGCCGAGGAUACGUAUUCUUCUACGGAGGACGAGGAUGACAGCGAUUUCCUGAACACCACCUACACGUGGAAUCUCCGCAAUGUGCCCAAGCUGCGAAUUAACGAUGCCGAGGCCGAAGGUGAACUGACACUGGGACAUCAGGCGCGGGAGGUGCCUCAGCAGGAGCAGUCACAGGAGAAGCAGCCUUGUCUGGAACCCGAGCCACCGAAGGUGCGCCCAGCCACGCCCACACCGAAGGUUCCGCCUCAAGAAUCCGCCGAAGGGCAGACACAAAAGUUGCUAUUCAGACUGGACAAGCUGGAGCGAUCCUGGCCCUGGGCAGACCGUGAGAAGAUCAUAUACAAGCAAUCCACUUGCCAUCUGGUGCCACGAAAGCCACUGGGAUUGGUGGGACAGCGAAUGCAGCUGCUGCUCAAGGACAAAAAGGAGUGAGUUCGUGGAGGGAGCAAGGAGUCAAAACCCAUGUUAAACAGUUCCUGCCAUUAGUCUAAGUUUAACCUCAGAGGGGGACAGCUCGGCGUCGAAGGGUGGUGUGAAGUGGCCAACUUUUAAUUGAGUUCAUUAUGCAAAUACACAGGCGACAACAGCAGCCUCAACUUCAGCAGCACUUCAAUUAAAAGCCGCACACCCAGGCAUAUUCGAAACUCUAUUCAAACACGCUUCACACCCCAGCCUUUCAGUCGGGUAAAAUUUUUAAUUAAAGUGCACUCUGCCGUAUGCCAAAAAAAUCACUGCCAAGUCAAACGCAAGCAGAGUCAAAAUCAAGACAAAACCACAGCCAAACCCAAGCCCAAACGAGACCAGAGCCAAGCUCUUCAACCGGCACUUGCAACUUGGCCAGGUUUAUGCAUUAUUUGUGACCCACCGCACCAUAAAUUCCAUCUGAAGGCCAACGCAAUGCACUUAUUCCUCCAACAGCAGGACCUGCGAGUCACGCAGGAUGCGGAAAAGGUCGAUGACGGUGCCAAAAAUGUUCCUCGGAGUUUACCCUUAUUUUUAGAACUCUUACACUCAGUUGUAUCCUUUCAAGAUUGGCUAAGAUCCCUUUUUAUUUUAUAUAUAGUAUCUAAAUUGUAAUUGAAUUUAAAUUGGUAUUAAUGGAUGUGGGUAACAAUCUAGGCUAUAAUUUAAAUUUUUUUGAAUUUUAUACUUAUUGAAGUCACAUGUUUCAAAUAUUUCUCCAAAUUUAAUAAAGAAUAACAUCACAUUUUUAAAAUA
Drosophila sechellia is the source of this 3979-nucleotide messenger RNA. Its product is annotated as PDZ and LIM domain protein 7. The record is from RefSeq and is a predicted model, not a curated record. Lineage: Eukaryota; Metazoa; Arthropoda; Insecta; Diptera; Drosophilidae. The transcript is spliced from 6 exons. Gene Ontology annotation, biological process: actin cytoskeleton organization; muscle structure development. Gene Ontology annotation, cellular component: filamentous actin; adherens junction; Z disc. Bases 1838 to 3193 code for a protein of 451 amino acids. Gene Ontology annotation, molecular function: muscle alpha-actinin binding; actin binding.